AUGGUGAUAGAAGAUGCGCAAGAAGAGGAAUUGUUGGCUUUUGCUGACUCCGAUGACAUGCCAAAUGAUAUAAAAACACCAGAAACAUCAAUUUUGAAGACCUUGGUCAACACGCAACCUCUGGACGGAACCGCAUACGUUGCCCCGUACGUACCCGCAUCAGAACCAGCUAUUCAGCAGAGUCUGCUAUUGGUUGCAAUACAAUCAGACGAUGUUUUGAUGGAUUUAGGUUGUGGAGAUGGACGUAUACUUUUUCAAGCUCUAGACAGCUCCACACCUCCAAAACACUGUAUCGGCAUCGAAAUGGAUCCAUAUCUCGCAGAGCACAUCGAAAGGACACUCCUCUCAUAUGAGAAAGCAGCACACUUCACGUUUAUACAAGGGGACAUGUUUGCUGUAGACUUGGCUGGCUUGAACGUGUCUGUCGCUAUUCUGUAUCUCCUGCCCAUCGGGCUUGGAAAACUUGAUCCAUUGCUUGCAUCGUGGUUACGUGCAGUAAAGGGCAGUCGCGUCGUGACAAUCACGUAUCAAAUACCUGGCUGGGAAGCUGUGAAGAGUUGUGCUGUUGAAAAUCCGGCACAGAGGCUUGAGCAGCGUCUAUUCUAUUACGAUGCGACCUCAAUACCGUGA
This is a messenger RNA of Synchytrium microbalum, 630 nucleotides long. RefSeq lists its product as uncharacterized. Gene Ontology annotation, cellular component: mitochondrion. The record is from RefSeq and is a predicted model, not a curated record. Gene Ontology annotation, molecular function: protein-lysine N-methyltransferase activity. The transcript has 3 exons. Gene Ontology annotation, biological process: positive regulation of proton-transporting ATP synthase activity, rotational mechanism; peptidyl-lysine trimethylation; regulation of mitochondrial ATP synthesis coupled proton transport. Bases 1 to 630 code for a protein of 209 amino acids. NCBI's taxonomy places the organism in Eukaryota, Fungi, Chytridiomycota, Chytridiomycetes, Synchytriales, Synchytriaceae.